This is a messenger RNA of Falco peregrinus (peregrine falcon), 8752 nucleotides long. It is a transcript of the gene KCNB1, whose product is annotated as potassium voltage-gated channel subfamily B member 1. Gene Ontology annotation, molecular function: protein binding; delayed rectifier potassium channel activity. The transcript has 3 exons. Gene Ontology annotation, cellular component: voltage-gated potassium channel complex; membrane. The coding region runs from base 488 to 3076 and encodes 862 amino acids. NCBI's taxonomy places the organism in Eukaryota, Metazoa, Chordata, Aves, Falconiformes, Falconidae. Gene Ontology annotation, biological process: protein homooligomerization; potassium ion transmembrane transport. The record is from RefSeq and is a predicted model, not a curated record.
AAUUGCAGGGAAAAGCCGGCGGUUCAGCCUAGACUUGUUGAUCUCCGUUCCGAGGCAGCAGGAGGAAGUGCUGGAGCUUUCCUUUGUGUCCGCGCCGGCAGCGGGCUGGGGGGGGCGGGGGCAGAUGCGGCUUCGGCGCUGACUGUAGGCAGGAGCGAGGAGCCGCAGCCGAGGGAAGGCCUGGGAAAGCUUCCUGCCGAGGGAUCCGAUUUACCUCGUUUCCCUUCCCCUCCCCCCGGGCUCCGUGGACAGCCGGGAGCGCCACCGCCAUCCCUCCGCCUUGAGGCUGCCCGCGGGGGGAUGCGAGCGGGGCCGCCCCUGCUGCCCGCCCCGCCGCACGAUGUAGCCGCCCUCGGCCCCGCACAGCCCCGCACCGCCUCGCUGGGAGCCCGCAGGAGGAGCUCCGGGCAUGGAGGGGAAGGAGAGGUGAGGAGAGCGUCCUGCCCCACGCCGCACCUUGGAGCGUCCAGCCUGAGGGGGACCAGCGAUGCCUCUGGGGAUGAAUAAGCAUGGAUCUCGCUCUACUACCUCUUUGCCUCCGGACCCCACCGAGAUCGUCAGGAGCAAGGCCUGCUCCCGAAGGGUCAAGCUCAACGUGGGGGGGCUGGCCCACGAGGUUCUCUGGCGGACCUUGGACAGGUUGCCACGGACCAGGCUGGGUAAGCUCAGAGACUGCAACACACAUGACUCCCUCAUGGAGAUCUGUGAUGACUACAACCUGGAGGAGAACGAGUACUUCUUCGACAGGCAUCCCGGGGCAUUCACCUCAAUCUUGAACUUCUACCGUACUGGCAAGCUGCACAUGAUGGAGGAGAUGUGCGCCUUGUCCUUCAGCCAGGAGCUGGACUACUGGGGGGUGGAUGAGAUCUACCUGGAGUCCUGCUGCCAGGCCCGCUACCACCAGAAGAAGGAGCAGAUGAAUGAGGAGCUGAAGAGAGAAGCUGAGACACUGAGGGAAAGGGAAGGGGAGGAAUUUGAUAACACUUGCUGUGCUGACAAAAGGAAAAAGCUCUGGGACCUCCUGGAGAAGCCCAACUCCUCCGUAGCGGCCAAGAUUUUGGCAAUCAUUUCCAUCAUGUUUAUUGUACUAUCUACAAUUGCCUUGUCCCUUAACACACUUCCUGAACUACAAGGCGUGGAUGAAUUUGGACAGACCACAGAUAAUCCCCAACUUGCCCACGUGGAAGCGGUGUGCAUCGCAUGGUUUACAAUGGAAUACCUCUUGCGGUUCCUAUCCUCACCUAAGAAAUGGAAGUUUUUCAAAGGCCCGCUGAAUGCUAUUGAUUUGCUAGCUAUCUUACCGUACUAUGUCACUAUCUUCCUCACAGAAUCCAACAAAAGUGUACUUCAGUUCCAAAACGUACGACGAGUAGUCCAAAUAUUUCGGAUUAUGAGGAUACUCCGGAUUCUAAAGCUCGCCCGGCACUCAACGGGUUUACAGUCCUUGGGAUUUACACUGAGGAGGAGUUACAAUGAGCUUGGAUUACUCAUCUUGUUUUUGGCCAUGGGCAUUAUGAUCUUUUCCAGUCUAGUGUUUUUUGCAGAAAAGGACGAGGAUGAUACAAAAUUCAAGAGCAUCCCAGCUUCUUUCUGGUGGGCAACAAUCACCAUGACAACAGUAGGCUAUGGAGACAUCUACCCCAAAACACUUUUAGGUAAAAUAGUAGGAGGACUGUGCUGCAUUGCUGGAGUGCUGGUGAUUGCUCUUCCCAUCCCAAUUAUUGUCAAUAACUUCUCUGAGUUCUACAAAGAGCAGAAGAGGCAGGAGAAAGCCAUUAAGCGCAGGGAAGCUCUUGAAAGGGCAAAAAGGAAUGGCAGUAUUGUUUCCAUGAACAUGAAGGAUGCAUUUGCCCGCAGUAUAGAACUCAUGGACAUUGUGGUUGAAAAGAAUGGAGAAAGCAUAGCCAAAAAGGAUAAAGUUCAGGACAAUCAUUUAUCUCCCAGCAAAUGGAAAUGGACGAAGAGAACGCUCUCGGAAACUAGCUCUAGUAAAUCUUUUGAAACUAAGGAACAAGGUUCUCCAGAAAAAGCCAGGUCGUCUUCAAGUCCCCAGCACCUAAAUGUCCAACAGCUAGAGGACAUGUAUAACAAAAUGGCAAAGACUCAGUCCCAGCCAAACCUUAAUACUAAAGAGUCGAGUCAACCUGGAAAGCAAAAGGAAGAGCUGGAAAUGGAAACCCUUCCCGGCCCUAUGGUGCCCUUGCUGACGACUCGCACUGACGGGAUCAUUGACAUGAGGAGCAUGUCCAGCAUCGACAGCUUCAUCAGUUGCGCGGCAGAGUUCCCUGACUCUGGGAGGUUUUCCCACAGCCCGCUCGCUACCCUUCCCUGCAAAGGUGGCAUCAACGUGAUUCAGGAGCAGAGCAGGCCGGAGGGGAGCGGGGCCAGAUUUGUGGAAAUGAACCCAAGCUCUGAAGGCAGCCACCGUUCUGCUUUUUUCAUAGAAAGCCCCAAAAGCUCCAUAAAGGCCACUAACCCUUUAAAGCUACGAUCUCUGAAAGUCAACUUCAUGGAAGAGGACACCAGCACAUUAGUACCAGCAUCAAAUGUACUGAGAAUAUAUUCAGGCCCUCUCAAGAGCCAGGGAGCUGCUGCUGCCGCCACAGAUUCUUCCGUACUCUCCGACAGAUCUCUCAUGAGCCCAGAAACCUCCAUCUACACAACCGCGAGUGCGAGAACACCCCCAAAGUCACCAGAGACGCAGACAGCCAUAGCAUUCAACUUCCACGAUGCUGGUAUACACAAAUAUAUAGAUGCUGACACAGAUGAUGAAGGUCAGUUGCUCUACGAUUCAAGCCCACCUGGAAAUAUGAGUCCCAAGUACAAUGUUACAAACAGUGGCUAUCUAAAGCAAAAGGACAAUGUUUAUAGAACAGAGAAGAAUCAUCUAGAAGCUGCUGCUUUACCCACCUCCCCUAAGCUGAUAGGGCAAAACUGCAUUUACUCUAUGGAAGGUAUCACUGGAAGAACCCAGGGCAAUCAGGAGACCGUCAGACUAGAAAAUCACAUUUCCCCAGAAGUCCAUGUAUUACCAGGCAGCGGAGGACAUGCUAACACACAUGAGCAAAGCAUCUGAGAUGGGCUCCAAAAGAACUUACUGAAAGUUUAAAGGAAUGUCUUUACAGUCAACACAAAAAAAAAAAAAAAAAAAAAAAAAAAGAGCUUCUGCAUGGCAUGAACUUGGCUGAAACAAGCCACCUGUUUCUAAAAGUCUGGGGGAGGUCCAGUGUGGGUUUGUGAAAAUGUCCUUCUCUGAAACAACUCUAAAGACGUUGCCCACAUCAGUCAAAAAUAAGGAUUGCAAAUCAUGAUCACACAUUGAUCUCCUUUCAUGUUGUCCAGUGAAGCCAAUGUGACCAAAUAUCCACCCAUUCCCCCUGAACGCUAGAGCUCCUUUUGGAAAUAGUAACAUCAGAUUUCCAUUAGUUCCAUAAAGGAUGCCAAGGCAGCCAGAUUUGAACUCUGGAAUAAAUUGUUGGGGUUGGUAUAAAGCUAUCAAAAACACAAUGCUCACUGCUUCAGGGCAGCUGUUCCCCAUCUACAGCUUUCUCUGAUGGAUAUUAUGUCUAAAGGUAACAGGGAACACUUACAUUAUUGGAAAAAUCCAAGCAAAACCCAUUUAAAACUAGUAACGGUCUAGAGAAACCAAUUAUUAAAAUGCUCUGUGUGUGUUUAACAAUAUGAUAUCCUGUAGGACCUGAUGUUUUCUUUUGAAAUAUCAGCAGGGUGAGUUGCACCACUUGUAUCUAAGCCCAAACAUCCCCUAGGACAUAGUGAAACUUGCACUUACCCUCUGCUAAAAGCUGAUCCCUGCCCCAGGGGCCAGCGCGUGGCCCUCAGGGGACCCACAGCCCACGCUGGGAAGGAGUGAAGGAGCCAUGCAGAAGCAGGACUCUCCGGGGGCAUCGCAGCCAGACCCUCUUCCCGGUGCUGGGGAGCGGAGGGCUGGAAGGAGAGCUCAGCUCUCACCCUACCCUUCCGUGGCCGGGGGGUGCUGGCUGCCCUGCCCCAUGGGGAUGGCCGAGCGCGGUGGCGGGGAUGCUGCGGCUGGCCCUGCGGUGCGUGCUGGGGGUACUGGGAUGGCUCCGGCCUCCCCUUCCCGCCCGCACGCCGACCCCAGGCCUCAGCCAAAGGCUCGCCCUUGGCGUAGGAGAGGAACCGGUCGGUCUGAAGCUUUUUGCGCCCGAGCGGCGCAGUGAAAGAUAUGCAAGUGUUAAAUAAAUAUGCAAAAAGAGGGAUUCGUUAGCGACCCGCCCCGGGCCUGGCUGUGCUCUCUCUCGUGAGGAGGUCAGGCAGGAGAGGCUCCUGCAAAGCUGUGGCGUCAAGCAGCUGCGAGAGACAGGAGAAUCAGGCCUGAUGUUUUAAUAACAUCCAGUCAUUUUUAAAGGAAACAAGAAAAAAAAAAAAAAGGAAAAAAAAAAGAAAAAAAAAGAAAAAAAAAGAUCUGACCAUUUUAAAUGAACAGAACUAGCAGCCACCAGCCUAGGUUUUUAAAAUAUUAUUGUUUCAAUAAAGUUAUGUCAAAUUGUGUAGGAAAUAAUUUGUCUUUGGUUUUUAAUCUCGGGGGGGGAAAGCACUUUACGUUGACUUUUUGUUGUUGUUGUUGUGAUGCUGGAGUAGGAUAGCAGAGUGUAACAAUCAAGCACUUUAACCAAGCACUAUUUUAAUUUGUGCCUCCUGUUGUGACCGUGAUUUGUUACACGCCUGUAGCAAGUCACAACCUGUCCUGUGAUAACUGUGAUGGUAAUCUUUUCUGUUGUUCUCUGUUUCUACUGUAAAAACUCAAUUGUAAAUAACUCUGUCAAUGAGCGUUUCCUGACCUAUUUCUGAGUACCUGCCGGGGUAUGUGGCGAUCUGCAGGCAGCAGGUCCGGGGACGUGCCGGGACAUGGGACGUGGGAGCGGAGGUGCACAGGAGGGAGGAAGACCCCGAGCCACUCGAGCCUGCUGCGUUUUGUUCCUUCCUAUUGUAAAAAACAAAAACAAAACAAACAAAAAACAAAAACCACGUUGGUUAGUCCUGAAUGUAAAUGUCUGUCCGUCCAAGCUGUACAGUACUUCUGUCUGUAAUCCGUAAUAGUGAAUGCAGCAUGUACGGACAAAAGCAAUAAGCACAUAUAUGUUUUAGGAACUAUUAUGGGUUACGACGAUAGCUUUGUUAGGUCUCUCCUUGGCACAAAACUGUACACGCGUUGGAGUUAACUCUGCUCAGCCGACCCCAUCCCCGGGUGGCGGGACGCAGCCCGAGGUCCCCACUCAGAACUCACCCUUGCGCCCCAGCAAGGCAAGACCCUGAGGAAGGCGUGAGUAAGACCUGAGCCACCACCUCACGAAUUAGCCCGCCGGCAGCGAAGGAGACCUCGUGCCAUGCAAAGAAUGAUGCGGGAGGUACUCGAAAUAAGUUCAAGGCACCUACGUGUGCAAAAAAUACUCUCCAGAGUAUUUACACAGGGCCAAUUCCUGAGGUUCGUUAGCUUUUACUCUGCCUCCACUCAGCCAAAACCACCGUUCCUCUGAGUGGGCUCUUUGCCUGGUGAAGGACUUUAGGAUUUGGCCAUAGUAAAUACAAGUGUACUUAGAGGAACCAACGUAUUGCUGAGAUACUAGUUAAGAUUGAGUCAUCACAAAAAAGUAAAGUGACUUUCCAGCAGAUAAGCUUUAAAUACUGAUUUAUUCUGUGGCUUUCCGAGGCCAUAGAGCGGCAACAAGAAAUCUUAAAAAGAACAGUCUUAACAUAAUCUCUAUGUUUCAGUGAUCAUUCAUGUCUGCCAUCAGCACAAAUGUAAAAAGAAGAAAAAUCAGGGAAUUUUUUUUUGAUAAAGUAAGUAAUAGUGAUUUCCAAGUUAAAUAUUUUUAGAGCUGAUGCUUUCAUGUGGAAAAAAAAGUCAUAUUUUACAUAUCACGAAAGUGAACGUAUUUAAAUAUAGCCAUAUAGUGUAGUAUUUACCACACUCUCAUCCAAAUUGAUGUAUUUGGUUUAUAGAUGGCACUGACAAAAAUGUAUAGAUCAACAAUUCUAUCAUUUUUUAACUGAUAAUCAACUGGUGCAACUCUCCUUGUAACCAAAGGCCCUCUGUCUGCCUUGUGUGAUCACUCAUGACACACACCUUAUAUCAUCUAUUUAGUCCUACCUUUAAAGUAGCAUUUUAUUGAGUCACUUUUGAAAGCCAAAUUCAAAAGUAUCAUUAAAAAUCUACCUUUUAAGUCUGAAUAGCCAAAGUCCUAUAGAUUUCUUAUAGAAAGCAAAUAAUUUAAAAUUAAGCAUAUAAUAUGCUUGAAGAGCAUUUCUUUCUUAUUUGUGUAUGAAGAUGUAGCUCUCAUUUUGUGCCCAGUUAAAAAGGAAGUAUGUUUAAUUUAUUUUAAUGAAAUAAAGUCUGAAUAUGAAGUAUGUAUCUAUAUAUGUGUGUGUGUGCAUAAUACACAUAUAUAUAAUGUAAGCACUGGGAAAUCUACUCUAACAUAAUGCUAUGGUAGACUAAAUCUGUACUCAUUACAAAAGGAAAGGCAGUGCUUUGAAAACAUAACGCUCAUCAAAUCCUAUAGACACUAAAAAGACAAUUUCAUUUUAUAGUUUGUUUGAUACGUGUUUCCCAAAGCUCAUAACAGUUGGGGAAUAUAUGCAAUAUCUCUUGCAUCGAGCUAAAGCGUGCAGUUUAAUCACUGAUAUUUGGCAUUCAGGUCUGCGAAUUUACUGUGCAUCAUGUAUCAAGCAAGCCGACAGAGUUUCACCUGCUGCUGCAGAAGACAUCAUAUCUGAACGGACUAUGUACGUGUGAUGCCUGCACUUGCUUGUAUCUUACGUCAUCAACAUCGUUUUUAAUACAUAUAUAUAAAAUAUAUAUAUAUAUAAUAUAUAUAUAUGCGCGGAAGGAAUGGGUGCAGUUUUCUUAACCAGGAGGCAAAGCUCCUUUGAGUUUUAGCCCUGAAUAGAGGAAAACAGCAGUCACAUUGCAGUAGAUUUCUCAGUGCCUUUUCUUAGAAACUUCACCUAAGCACACUUACGGGGGAAAAAAGAAAAACCAAACCACGAAACAAAAGAGUCUCCUGUGAAAUCCAUAUUUUUCUGAAAGGUUCGAGAGUCAAUAAAGGUAGAAGAAGGAAAAAUAAAAAAGAGGAAAAGAAAACCCAUGGAACGCACAUUCCCUUCCUGAACAUGCUGUGUGUCAAAUGCCGGGGAAUAUCUGUCUGCGCAAGUCACACAGAAACACAUCCGAGGCGGUCGGUUUCUUUGGCAACUAUGGCUGUGAUAAACUGUAGCCUUUUCUUCCCUUGCAGCUAAUAAGAUACACAUUUCUAAGGAAAACAGUAUUCUCUUCUGUAAAAUUGUAAUGUAUUGUUAAUAUUUGUACCUAUUGUAUAUUUAUGUCUUGACAGAAUUAUGACUGGUACAGUUUAUAGUAAAUCACAAGGGUAUUUAAAACUCAUCGCAAAGACAAGGUUUCUAAAGCCAAGUUCUCUCUCUGUCGGUAAGCUCCACAUUACCUGAUCUCCAAUAGUCUCUAACACCUCAUUUUAAAGUGCAUAGUAGAAUUACUGAAUAAAGUAGCCAAGCGAUGGAGACCGUGUGGCACUGACGCCCUCCUGUGCAGCUCAGUCGGGAGCGGGAUGGGGAGGGGAGCUUCCCUGGCGACCAAAUUAGCUCCGAUGUCUUCAUGUUUGGUCUGUCACUUCUGCUUACGGUAAUCAGACUGAACAAGUGUUACCUUAGGUUGCUUUAGGAUCACCCACUUGGGGAGAAUAUGGCUUUAAAUAGUUCUUGAAUAAAGUACAGAUGUUCUAGUUACCUCUGUACCUCCUGUUUGCCAUUGUGUUGGCUUUAUAAGUAUCUGAUGUAUGGAAAAGUCAUGUGACUUUCAUGCAUUCCAGAGUAGUCUAUUUUUCUGUUCAGAUUUAAAAAAAAAAAUUAUAUAUAUAUAAAAAUAUAAAUAUAUAUCUGUAUUUUUAGCAAAUUUAUAAUAGGGUAAUCAAGUCAGAUUUCUUCUUUUUGUAUUACAGAAUAAUAUAUUAGAUGCUUUCUUGGUGUUCAUUUACAUAGCUGAUCCCUUAACCUUUUUGUUGUCAUUUUUUUUCUUCUGUUCUGAAAAACACCUGCAACAUCCCUCCUGGAAGUGCGUCUGCAAAAGGUCACUGAGUUUGUCUGAUGUUGUCACAUUUUUGUAUUUUCCUGUUUGUGGUACUUAAAAAUACCCAGGGACUGGCUAUGGAAACCGAGGUGUUCCUUCUGAGAAACACAGCGUGGGCCAGGCUCUGCCCUCGGCUAUGGCAGCGUAAAUGUCAGCAAAUGCCUCUGGCUUUAGUGUUAGCCACAGCCUGGACUUCAGUGGUUUUCCAGAUUUACGUUGAUUAAGCUCAGAGCAUAAAGGAGAGAGAGAGGAUUUGAAUCUGAUUGUCCUCAUCAUUAUGGUGGAGUUGGGAUAAGCAUUGAAAUUCAGGCUCUUAUUUUAAGGCAGUGACCUGACAAUGCUCAGGCAAAGCUCCCACCGUCGGGGGAGCUUUUCCUGGGUUAAAACAGAAGGGUCAAGACUUUCAUUUCCCACUGGGUUUUGGAACUUCUAUUUUCAGCCCCAGACAAAAUCAGGAAACAAGAAAAAAUUAUGGGGGAAUGAAAAACCUGAAUGUAUACAUUCAGAAAGGGACCGGAUUUGGAUUUUGUUAUGGUAAAGUCCAUCCAUACACCUGCUUACUUAAUGAUCUUCCUUGCUCCUUUAUAGCUGUACCAUCACAUAAACUGAAUAAAAAGUCCAUGAGAUAAA